CUCUAGUCUGGCCCGUCCCCGGCGCGGGAAAAAUUUCAAUCCCGCCUGGCGGCCGCAGCGACCGCCAAACCCUUCACAACUCUCACAUGCCUCCGCUUCUUAGGCUUUUACAUCCCUGACUCCCGGCAUCACACGAGUGGAAGCAGAGAAGUUCAAACCACGGCCGCCGCCAUGUCUGAGGCUUAUUUCCGGGUGGAGUCGGGUGCGUUGGGGCCCGAGGAAAACUUUCUGUCCUUGGACGACAUCCUCAUGUCCCACGAGAAGCUCCCGGUGCGCACAGAGACCCCCAUGCCUCGCCUCGGUGCUUUCUUCCUGGAGCGGAGCGGAGGGGCCGAGACUGACCACGCGAUCCCUCAAGGCUCAAAGCUUGAGCUCCCCUUGUGGCUGGCAAAGGGACUUUUUGACAACAAGCGGCGGAUCCUUUCCGUGGACCUUCCCAAGAUCUACCAACAAGGUUGGAGGACGGUGUUCAGUGCCGAUGCCAACGUGGUGGACCUGCACAAGCUGGGGCCACACUUCUACGGGUUUGGCUCUCAGCUCCUGCAUUUCGACAGUCCAGAGAAUGCAGACAUUUCCCAGUCUCUGCUACAGACAUUCAUUGGACGUUUUCGCCGCAUCAUGGACUCUUCCCAGAACGCUUACAAUGAAGACACUUCAGCACUGGUAGCCAGGCUGGACGAGAUGGAGAGGGGCUUAUUUCAAACAGGACAGAAAGGACUGAACAACUUCCAGUGUUGGGAGAAGGGGCAGGCUUCUCAGAUCACAGCCUCCAGCCUCGUUCAGAACUAUAAGAAGAGAAAACUCACUGACAUGGACAACUGAAGGCCAGAAGAACACAGAAGUGCUCCCGUUGAAGUGAACCACUCUGUGUGUCCUUGAUAGGAGCCUCGUUGACCUUGUAUAGGACCAGAACCGUGUCCCAUGUCAUGGCUUAUUUCCCGCAGCAGUCCCGGGAGUAGUACCAUCCGGUUGGGAAAGGACAUGCGGGAGGAUGUCUCUGGCCUAUAAGGCAUAUGAGACUGUCCCACCCUGCUGACCCAUCAGCCCAGGCCUACUUAACCCAUGAACCCCCAGCCAGGGAGAAACCAAAGUCCUUCAUAAAGAAGUGGGUAAUACGUGCAUCACAGUACAGUUGGAACCGGGGUCCCUUGUGCCCAGGAGUGUAAUAGCCUCCUAUGUCCAGUUUCACUAGCUCUAAAGGACAGGUACAGAUGGGCCGUCUUCGCCUGCUCACAAAGGUUCUCUUGAGCUUACUUGCCCCAUCUUCCUUGUGGGUGCUCAGAGGACAGCACCCCCAGGAUGCUAGCCUUACUUAUGUUCUGUGCCUGUGGGGAAUUACCCCAAUUUCCAAAGACAGUUGCCAAGAAUAAAGAAGAAAAAGGAGAAGGCAGAUGAAUGGAGGGGCUUUUACUAAAAGGAAGGCAUUGCUUUCCUUCUCUGUCCUCGGGGCUUUAGGGUCCGGGCGUCACAGCACUCUGCAGUCAGCCUGGAGGGGAAAUGGUUAACCCGAGCCUGGCUUUUGUCUUGAGAUCUUCAGAGCCACCUGCACAGCAGUUCCUUCCCUCCCU
Messenger RNA from Ailuropoda melanoleuca (giant panda), 1568 nucleotides. RefSeq names its product GINS complex subunit 3 (gene GINS3). The record is from RefSeq and is a predicted model, not a curated record. Bases 172 to 822 code for a protein of 216 amino acids. Gene Ontology annotation, cellular component: GINS complex. NCBI's taxonomy places the organism in Eukaryota, Metazoa, Chordata, Mammalia, Carnivora, Ursidae. The transcript has 4 exons. Gene Ontology annotation, biological process: mitotic DNA replication initiation.